CGUCGGUUCCGGCUGCGCCCAGGCUCCUGGUCAGGUGGCGAGGGCCAGCGCGCUCCCUGUGGGCCCAAGGCCCCGCCUCCGUCCGUCAGUCCUCUAGGCCAUCCGCGCAGGUGCCGAGAGGGGGAGCCGGAACCGCCUGCCCCGGGUCUGGGGGUCCCUCUGCCACUGCAAGGCGCGACGGCGGGAGAAGGCGUGGCCUGCGGACCAGAGGCUGGGCCCGUUGGGAGGCGGGGCUGCGCGAGGUAGGCGGGGCCCUAACGGGGCGCCUUGGUCCUGCCGCGUGGAAUUGCACGCGGGCGCGGGACCUCCAAGAGUUCCUGGAGCAGGGUUCUGUGCACCUGCCGCGUGUGUGUGUGUCUGUCUGUCUGUCCCCGUCUUGCCUAGAAGGGCUCAGUAGGCUGUGGGGGCCAUCUUUUGGAGGAGGCUCGAGGUGGCUGAGUUGUGCGAUCAUGAAAGUCAAGGUCAUUUCCGUGCUUGAGGACAACUACAUGUACCUGGUCAUCGAAGAGCACACGCGGGAGGCGGUGGCCGUGGACGUGGCAGUGCCCAAGAGGCUGCUGGAGAUCGCAGGCAGGGAGGGGGUGACCCUGACCACGGUGCUGACCACCCACCACCACUGGGACCACGCUCGGGGGAAUGUGGAGCUGGCACGGCUGCGACCGGGUAUGGCGGUGAUGGGCGGGGACGAACGCAUCUGCGGGCUGACCCGCAUGCUGGCACACGGCGAGGAGCUACGGUUUGGGGCCAUCCAUGUGCGCUGCCUUCUGACGCCUGGCCACACCUCUGGCCACAUGAGCUACUUCCUUUGGGAGGAUGAAAGCCUGGAUCCACCUGCCCUCUUCUCGGGGGAUGCGCUGUCCGUGGCUGGCUGUGGCUGGCGCUUGGAAGGCACUGCCCAGCAGAUGUACCAGAGUUUGGCAGAGACCCUUGGCACACUGCCCCCGCAGACGAAGGUGUUCUGUGGCCACGAGCACACGCUGCGCAACCUGGAGUUUGCACACACAGUGGAGCCGCACAAUGACCAUGUGAAAGCCAAACUGUCCUGGGCCCAGAAAAGGGAUGAGGAUGAUGUGCCCACUGUGCCGUCCACCCUGGGCGAGGAGCUGCUGUACAACCCUUUCCUGAGGGUGGUCCCUCCCCCACAGAGAAGAGGCGGUGCGCAAGUUCACAGGUCAGGCGGCCCCGGCCGAGGUCCUGGAGGUGCUGUGCAGGGAGCGGGCUCGCUUCCAGCAGGCCAUGGAGCCACUGCAGCCACAGGCACGGGCUCUGCUUGCACUGCAGUGGGGGCUCCUGGGCCCCCACAAGUGAGCUGCACAGGGCCCACUCGACCCCACGCUGCUCCUCCCACAAGCCCCAGGCCGCCUGGACCCAUGCAAGGGUGGCCCUGGGACACACCUCCAAUGCCCUGCCUGGCUGGACGCCCACCCUGGAGGGUCAGCAAAUGGUACUCUCCUCCACUGCUCUCGGAGAUGGACACGCGGGCCUCGUGUAGCCACACCUGCUGUCCAAGCUCUGCCUGGGCUCUGAACAGUGAAUAAAGCUUUGAAAGGCCUUUCUGUGCACAGACACUCCAAGACAGCAGCUGUUUCC
Messenger RNA from Sciurus carolinensis (gray squirrel), 1590 nucleotides. It is a transcript of the gene Haghl, whose product is annotated as hydroxyacylglutathione hydrolase like. NCBI's taxonomy places the organism in Eukaryota, Metazoa, Chordata, Mammalia, Rodentia, Sciuridae. The record is from RefSeq and is a predicted model, not a curated record. The coding region runs from base 450 to 1538 and encodes 362 amino acids. Gene Ontology annotation, molecular function: hydroxyacylglutathione hydrolase activity. The transcript has 8 exons.